Messenger RNA from Acanthosepion pharaonis, 2709 nucleotides. The record is from the annotation of a GenBank genome assembly. NCBI's taxonomy places the organism in Eukaryota, Metazoa, Mollusca, Cephalopoda, Sepiida, Sepiidae.
AUGGAAAUCUAUCUAUCUAUUCCGGACUGUUCUAUCUAUCUAUCUAUCUAUCUAUCUAUCUAUCUAUGUUCCGUAUCUAUCUAUCUAUCUAUCUAUCUAUCUAUCUAUCUAUCUAUCUAUCUAUCUAUCUAUCUAUCUAUCUAUCUAUCUAUCUAUCUAUCUAUAUAUCUAUUAUCUUAUCUAUCCCUCCAUCUAUCUAUCUAUCUAUCUAUCUAUCUAUCUAUCUAUCUAUCUAUCGCAUUGUCUUCUAUAUCUCUCUCUCUCUCUCUCACUAUCACUCUCUCUCUUUCUGGGUCUUUCUUGUUUUCAUCCAUUUUGUCUUUUUUAUUCUUUUCCUUUGUCCUUUCUUUCUUUUAUUCUUUUUUCUCACUUUCUUUGUCCCUUCUUUCCUUCAUUCUUUUUUCUUCUCUUUCUUUGUCCUUUCUUUCAUUCAUUCUUUUUUCUUCUCUUUCUUUGUCCUUUCUUUCAUUCAUUCUUUUUUCUCACAUUCUUUGUCCUUCUUUCAUUCAUUUUAUUCUUUUUUUCUUCCUUUCUUUCUUUCAUUUUUUUUCUUUCUUUUUUUUUCUUUCUUCUUUUUCCUUUUCUUUCUUUUCAUUUCUUUUUUCUUUUUCUUCUCUUUCUUUGUCCUUUCUUUUCCUUCAUUCUUUUUCAUUCUUUCUUUCUCUUUCUUCUUUUUCCUUUCUUUUCUUUCUUUCUUUAUUUUUUCUUCUAUUUCUUUGUCCCUUCUUUCCUUCAUUCUUUUUUCUUCUCUUUCUUUGUCCUUUCUUUCAUUCAUUCUUUUUUCUCACUUUUUUUAUCCCUUUUUUCCUUCAUUCUUUUUUCUUCUCUUUCUUUGUCCUUUCUUUCUUUCAUUCUUUUUUCUUCUCUUUCUUUGUCCUUUCUUUCUUUCAUUCUUUUUUCUCUCUUUCUUUGUCCUUUUUUCUUUCAUUCUUUUUCUCACUUUCUUUGUCCCUUCUUUCCUUCAUUAUUUUUUCUUCUCUUUCUUUGUCCUUUCUUUCUUUCAUCCUUUUUUCUUCUCUUUCUUUGUCUUUUCUUUCUUUCAUUCUUUUUUCUUCUCUUUCUUUAAUUCUUUUUUCUUCUCUUUCUUUGUCCUUUUUAUCUUUCAUACUUUUUCUUCUCUUUCUUUGUCCUUCCUUUCUUUCAUUCUUUUUUCUUCUCUUUCUUUGUCCUUUCUUUCCUUCAUUCUUUUUUCUCACUUUCUUUAUCAUAUCUUUCUUCCAUUCUUUUUUCUUCUCUUUCUUUGUCCUUUCUUUCUUUCAUUCUUUUUUCUUCUCUUUCUUCGUCCUUUCUUUCUUUCAUUCUUUUUUCUUCUCUUUCUUUAUCAUUUCUUUCCUUCAUUCUUUUUUCUUCUCUUUCUUUGUCCUUUCUUUCCUUCAUUCUUUUUUCUUCUCUUUCUUUAUCAUAUCUUUCUUCCAUUCUUUUUUCUCACUAUUUUAUCCCUUUUUUUCCUUCAUUCUUUUUUCUUCUCCUUCUUUGUCCUUUUUUUCUUUCAUUUUUUUUUCUCAUUUUUUAUCCUUUUUUUUCCUUCAUUCUUUUUCUCUCUCUUUCUUUGUCCUUUUUUUCUUUAAUUCUUUUUUUCUUUCUUUCCUUCUUUCUUCCUUUCUUUUUUUAAUUCUUUUUCCUUUUUUCUCUCUUUGUUUUUUUUUUUUCUUUUGUCCUUUUUUUCUUUUUUCUUUUUCUCUUUCUUUGUCCUUUUUUUCAUUCUUUUUCUCACUUUGUUUGUCCCUUAUUUCCUUCAUUCUUUUUUUCUUUUCUUUCUUUGUUCUUCUUUUUCCUUUUCAUUCUUUUUUUUCUCUUUCUUUUUUUUUUUUUUCUUUCAUUCUUUUUUUUUUUCUUCUUUUCUUUUCUUUUCUUUCUUUUCAUUCUUUUUUUCUCUUUUUCUUUGUCCCUUCUUUCCUUCUUUUUUUUUUUUUCUUUUCUUCUCUUUCUUUCUCCUUUUUUUCUUUCAUUCUUUUUUUUUUGUCUUUCAUUUUUUUCUUUUCUUUCUUUAAUUCUUUUUCGUCCAUUCUUUGUCCUUUUUUCUUUUCUUUUCUUUCUUCUUUUCCUUCAUUCUUUUUCUUCUUUCUUUCUCCUUUCUUUCUUUCAUUCUUUUUUCUUGUCUUUCUUUGUUCUUUCUUUCAUUCUUUUUCGUCCAUUACUUUGUCCUUUCUUUCUUUCCUUCUUUUCUCUCACUUUCUUUGUCGCUUUUUUACUUCAUUCUUUUUUCUUCUCUUUCUUUGUCCUUUCUUUCUUUCAUUCUUUUUUCUUCUCUUUCUUUGUCCUUUCUUUCUUUCAUUCUUUUUUCUCACUUUUUUGUCCUUUUUCUUUCUCCUUGACUUUUGGUCGUUUUUCUUGUCUCUCCUUUUCUUUUCUUUCCUUCUCUCUUUUUCCUUUUUGUUUUGUUCUUUUCGACUUUUGACUUUUUCUCUUCUCUUCUUUUCUUUCUUUUCACUUAUUUUCUUGUAUUUCGUUGUCUUUUCUUUUCGACAUUUUGUCUUUUUAUCUUUUUCCUUUCUUUCCUUCAUUCUUUUUCCUUGUAUCUCUUUGUCCUUUCUUCUCGACUUUUUGUCUGUAUUUCCUUUCUUUUCUAUUCUUUCUUCUCUUUCUUUUUCCUUUCUCCUCCUCUUUUUGUCUUUUUUCUCGUCGCUCUUUUUCUUUCUUUCCUUUUCUUUUUUCUUUUCUCUCUUUUUCUUUCUUUCCUUCUCUUUUUUUCUUUUCUCUCUUUUUUAA